This is a messenger RNA of Rotaria sordida, 2142 nucleotides long. Lineage: Eukaryota; Metazoa; Rotifera; Eurotatoria; Philodinida; Philodinidae. The record is from the annotation of a GenBank genome assembly.
AUGACAUCAAAAACACAUAACGAUCCAUUCGGACGAGGUCAUACUGAUGUAUUCAAAAUCGAAGCUAUGGAUAUUGGUGAACCAACAAAGAUUAAAAUUGGUCAUGAUGAUGCAGGUUUCCGAUCAGAUUGGUUAUUAGAACGAGUUAAAAUCGAUGUACCUAAAUUUGGUCGUACAUGGGUAUUUCCAUGUGGAAAAUGGUUAAGUAAAUCGAAAGUUGAUUGUCAAUUAGAAGUUGAACUUUAUCCACAAAAGAAGGCAACUGAAGUUUAUACACCAUAUGUUCCAUAUGAAAUAAAAGUUUUUACAUCAAAAGUUUCUGGUGCUGGAACAGAUGCUAAUAUUCAUAUUGAAAUAUAUGGUGUUGAAAAAACAACUGGUCAAAUUAUGUUAUGUGGUAAAACAGAUCGGAAAGGCAAAUUUCAAACAGGUUCAGUUGAUACAUUCGUACAUGAACUUGAAGAUGUUGGCAAAGAUAUUGAAAAAAUUCGUAUUGGACAUGAUAAUCGUGGUUUUGGUGCAGCAUGGCAUUUGGAUCAUGUUGAAAUUCGUCGAUUAGAUAAAAAUCAAAAAGUUGAAACAUUCAUAUUUCCAUGUCGUCGUUGGCUUGCUAAAAAUGAAGAUGAUGGAAGUAUUGUACGUGAACUUGUUCCAGAAAAAGUUAUUGUAGAAAAACUUGAUAAAAGUGGACACUUACAAGUUCGAGAAAGAAUAAUUCAAGAUCACCUUGAAAUGAAACAAUAUAUAGUUGAUGUUUAUACAGGAGAUAAGUUUGGUUGUGGAACAGGUGCAAAUGUUUAUUGUACAAUCUAUGGUGAUAAAGGUGAUACGGGUGAACGUGAAUUAGCACAUUCUGAAACACAUAAAGAUAAAUUUGAAAGAGAACAUUUGGAUAGAUUUAAACUUGAAUGUGCAGAUUUAGGAAAUAUUUAUAAACUUAAAAUACGACAUGAUAAUGGUGGAUUAUCACCUGAUUGGCUUUUAUCUAAAGUUGAAGUUAGAGAUGAUAUAAGAACAUAUGUAUUUUAUUGUGAACAAUGGUUAGCUAAAAGAAAAGAUUCAAAACUUGAACGAACACUUUAUGAAAAAGAUUAUCAAGGUUCAAUGAGUAAUCUAGGAUCUAUACCUCGUUCUGUAACUGGUUCCAGAGCAAGUUUAGCAUUAAAUGAAAGUGAUAGUAAAAAUGAGCCAUUUCGACGUGCUCGACGUAAGAAUAUCAUUUCAAGUAUAGCUGAAGAAACUCGAGAUACAACUGAAGAACGUAUUCCUAAUACAGUUAAAGUUAAAACUGGAGAAAAAUCAGAUGCUGGUACAUCAGCAAAUGUAUUUAUACGUUUAAUUGGUCGUAAAGGUCGACAAACAGGUCUAAUACCAUUAGAAUUAAUGCAACGACGAUAUUUUGAACCUGGAAAAGUUGAAACAUUUUCUUUACAAGAACCUGAUAUUGGUGAUUUAGAAAUUGUUGAAAUUGAACAUGAUGGUGAAACAUUAGCUGAUAGUUGGUUUCUUGAUGAUAUUACUAUUGAAAUGCCAACAAAAGGACGAGCAUUUUAUUUUGCUUGUAAUGAAUGGCUAUCAAAACAUAAAGGUGAUGGACGAACGAAACGUAUACUUAAAGUACAAGAUUCUAAUCAAUCAUCAUUUGAACCUUUAAUUCAAUAUAAAAUAACUAUUUAUACAGGAGAUAUUGAACAUGCUGGUUGUGAUUGUGAUGCUAGUUUGAAAUUAUUUGGUGCAACACGUUCAUCAUCUGAACAUGUUAUUAAAAAAGAAGAAGGAAAUUUUGAACGAGGAGCUAUUAAUCCAUUUAGAUUUGAAUUAGAUGAUGUUGGUAAAUUAAUUAAAUUACGUGUAACAAUAAUACCAAAACAUAAAAAAGGUCGAAAUCGAUGGUAUUUAGAAAAAAUUGAACUUAUUAAAUGUACAAAACAAAAUGAACGACAAGAAACAUAUUUCUUUGGUCUUAAUGAUUGGAUAUCAUCUGAAACAGAUUAUCAUCGUGAUAUACCAUUAACUAAAGAUGGAAAAGCUUUAUUAAAUAAUACAAAUUAUCGUGUAACAACUAAAACUAGUAAUAUAGAUGAUGCAGGUUGUGAUUCAAAUCGUGUACAGGAUUUACUGCCGCGGGAUUUACUGCCGUAA